AUGCUUGCAACAGCAUCUGCUUCUACAAGCAACAUCUUACGUAACAUCACCGUAACAGUCAACGGAAGAAAGCUCGAAGCAAAGAAGGGCGAAACAAUCCUUGAACUUUGCGAUCGCAACAACAUCAGAAUUCCACGCCUUUGCUUCCAUCCAAAUCUCCCACCAAAGGCCUCCUGCCGUGUCUGCCUUGUCGAGUGCGACGGCAAGUGGCUCGCACCAGCCUGUGUUACAACAGUUUGGGAUGGCCUCAAGAUUGAUACAAAGUCAAAGAUGGUUAAGGAGUCCGUCGAGAACAAUCUUAAGGAACUUCUCGAUUGCCAUGAUGAAACAUGCUCAUCUUGCGUUGCUAACCACCGUUGCCAGUUCCGUGACAUGAAUGUUGCCUAUUCCAUCAAGGCAGAAACAAAGGAAGAAUGCUCCGAGGAAGGCAUCGAUGAAUCAACAAACUCAAUCCGCCUCGAUACAUCCAAGUGCGUUCUUUGCGGCAGAUGUAUCCGUGCUUGCGAAGAAGUUGCUGGCCAAUCAGCCAUUAUCUUUGGUAACCGUGCUAAGCACAUGAGAAUCCAGCCAACAUUCGGCCAAACACUCCAAGAUACUUCUUGCAUCAAAUGUGGUCAGUGUACAUUAUACUGCCCAGUCGGUGCUAUCACAGAGAAAUCCCAAGUUAAGCAGGCCCUUGAUAUCCUCUCCAACAAAGGAAAGAAGAUUUCCGUUAUUCAGGUUGCUCCAGCUGUCCGUGUUGCUCUUUCUGAAGCAUUUGGAUACAAGGAAGGCUCCGUUACAACAGGAAAAAUGGUUUCCGCUCUCAAGGCUCUUGGUUUCGACUAUGUUUAUGAUACAAAUUAUUCCGCCGAUCUUACAAUCGUUGAAGAAGCCGGUGAACUCGUUCAGCGCCUUAAAAAUCCAAACGCUGUCUUCCCAAUGUUCACAUCUUGCUGCCCUGCUUGGGUUAACUAUGUUGAACAAUCUGCUCCAGAUUUCAUUCCAAACUUAUCAUCCUGCCGCUCACCACAAGGCAUGUUAUCAUCUCUUGUUAAGAACUACCUUCCAAAGGUCCUCAACAUUCCAGUUGAAGAUGUUCUUAACUUCUCAAUCAUGCCAUGCACAGCUAAGAAGGAUGAAAUCGAACGUCCAGAACUCCGCACAAAGGACGGACACAAGGAAACAGACAUGGUUCUCACAGUCCGUGAACUUGUCGAGAUGAUCAAGCUCUCUGGAAUUGAUUUCAACAAUCUCCCAGAUACACCAUUCGACAGCAUCUUCGGUUUCGGUUCUGGUGCUGGUCAGAUCUUCGCUGCAACAGGCGGUGUCAUGGAAGCUGCUUCAAGAACAGCUUUCGAGGCUGUCACAGGCAAGAAGUUGACAAACGUCAACAUCUAUCCAGUCAGAGGUAUGGACGGAACAAGAAUCGCUGAACUCGAUCUCGAUGGCACAAAGCUUAAGAUCGCUGUUUGCCACGGUAUUGCCAACACAGCUAAGUUCCUUGACAGACUUCGCGCUAAGGAUCCACAACUUGCUGACCUCAAGUUCGUCGAAGUCAUGGCUUGCCCAGGUGGCUGCGUCUGCGGCGGUGGCACACCACAGCCAAAGAACAUGAUGUCUCUCGACAACAGACUUGCUGCUAUCUACAACAUCGAUGCUAAGAUGGAAUGCAGAAAGUCUCACGAGAACCCACUCAUCAAGGGAAUUUACAAGGAAUUCCUUGGUGAACCAAACGGCCACCUCGCCCACGAACUCCUUCACACACACUACAAGCAUCAUCCAAAGUUCUAA
Molecule: messenger RNA, 1773 nt
Organism: Trichomonas vaginalis G3
Lineage: Eukaryota; Parabasalia; Trichomonadida; Trichomonadidae
Product: iron-sulfur cluster assembly
Exons: 1
Coding region: 1-1773 (590 amino acids)
Molecular function (GO): 4 iron, 4 sulfur cluster binding; ferredoxin hydrogenase activity; iron ion binding
Source: RefSeq, a predicted model, not a curated record